AACUAUAAAAGACACAAAAGGUUUCAUGAGAAACAUUUAUUUAAGAUCUUUAUUGUCCCACAACAAUGAAACAUCUUCCACUGGUUGAGUGACUGGUUCCGUGUGUCUGCUACGUCUCUGUGUCGAGUUCAUGUCACUCUCCUGUAAAGUAAAGGCCCAAAAUACCUUAAUUCAAUCGAACUGUGGGAUUGACUGAUAUGAAAUUUAAUAAAAGGAAUACAUAAUAACAAAGCACAGAUGUAAUACCUCUGGUCACCAGCAGCAGGUGCUGUUUUGGCAGUAAAAGGAAGAUGGGGAGGAUCUUGGAUUUCAGCUUAAUCCUCUUAGCUCCUUCCUUAAGCGCUUUGCCUCCGCAGCUCAGUCUGCACACACCUCAGCAGAGUGCAAGUGUCCAACAUGUACAAAAUGUACAACGCUCAGUGGGACGAGGGCAGCGAAGACGACAAGAAUUGUCUCAGCUCGUCCUUUUGGACCGACGAGGAGAAGCAGGAGGAGGAGGAGGAGAUAGAGCGAGUGGUCAGUGAAGAAGACUCCAAAGCUGAAGCCAAGAGGGCAGAGGCGACUUCAGAGAAGGAAAAUGGAAGUAGUGAUGAAGAGGGGGAGGAGAUUAAGCGAGUGGUUGAAGAAGAAGAGUGGAAACCUGUAGACGGGGCAGAGGAAUCUUCACAGGAGGAAAAACCUGCCAUGAAGAACCAGGAGAACUUCACCGGAGAGAGUUCUGAAGAUGGAAGUGAUGAGGAGGUGGAAGAAGAAGAAGAAGACGGGGCGGAUGAUGAGGAAGGUGGAAGUGAUGAUGAGGAGGAGGAGGAGGAGGAGGAGACUGAACGAGAGGUUAAUGAAGACGAGUCCAAACCUGUUCCUGAAGCAGAGGACUCUUUCAAGGAGGCUUCAGAGGAGGAAAAACCUGAGGUGAAGAACCAGGAGAACUUCACCAGAGAGAGUUUAGAAGAUGGAAGUGAUGAUGAGGAGGAGGAGGAAGAAGGGGAGGAGAUUGAGAGAGUGGUAAAUAAAGACGAGGCAGUGGAAUCUUCACAGGAGGCUUCAGAGGAGGAGAAACCUGAUAUGAAGAACCAGGAGAACUACAGUGAGGAGAGUUCUGAAGAUGGAAGUGAUGAGGAGAUGGAGGAAGAAGAAGAAGAGGGGGCGGAUGAUGAGGAAGAUGGAAGUGAUGAGGAGGAGGAAGAUGAAGGGGAGGAGACGGAACAAGAGUCUAAUGAAGAAGAAUCCAAACUUGUUGCCAAGUUAGAGGACUUUCUCCAGGAGGCUUCAGAGGAGGAAAAACCUGAGGUGAAGAACCAGGAGAACUUCACCACGGAGAGUUGUGAAGAUGGAAGUGAUGAGGAGGAGGAGGAGGAGAUUGAGCGAGUGGUCAAUGAAGACGAUUCCAAACCUUUAGCCGAGACAGAGGAGGAACAAUCUGAGGUGAAGAACCAGGAGAACUUCACCAGAGAGAAUUCAAAAUGUGGAAGUGAUGAUGACAAGGAGGAAGAGGAGGGAAACUGCACCGGCAGUUGUAGCAGUCCAGCUCAGAGUCUGAUGACCUCCGGCUACGGCACCUACAGACCAGAGGAGCAGGAGGGAGGAGACUACCGAGACGACCACACCAUCACAGAGUUUGACCAGGACAGUCGAGGAGACGCGUCUGAAAUGAGAGACUACGAAGAAGAAGACAAUCGUUCACUUAGCAGCUUCAGCAGGUUUGAAAUCGAAUCCACACGAGAGCGAGGAAACGUCCAGACUCGUCCAGAGAGCGUGUUAGAGAACGAAGACCAGAAGGAACCUGGAGCGGCGUGGAGCUCAGAUGGUCGACGUGAAGAGGAGGACGUCCCAGACUCUGAAAACAAAGACGGGACUAAUGAACGGCCGGAGGGACGACAACACGUCGCUGGGAUCGAAGACGGGUUCAUGUCGGGUGAGAAGCAUUUGGAAAAUGGGAAGAAUCCCGAAGAGGGAACAGGAAGUGAAAAACCCGAUGAAGAGGAGCGGGACGUUAAAGUGGAGAGAGAAGCCGAGGACGAAGAUCCCGACGAGUCUUCGAGCAACAAGGACAUAAAGUUCAUCGACUCCAAAGUGGAUUUCAGUUGGAUGGCGUACGACGAUAUGGAGUGGGAGGGGAACCUCAGGCAGAAGAAGGGUGCGAGCUGUCUGGAGGAAGGACUGGCGGAGCUUCACGUGUCCUCGUCCACUCAGCAGGACUUUGAGACGGAGAACGAAGACGUCCCCAGUCACAGCUCGGAGGAGGACAGGAUCUCGUUGAGUGCUUUUGAAUCCUACAUCAGCCGCAUGACUGAGUCUGAAAGUGAAUACGACCUCAGGCCCAAACCGAAAUCCUUCAUCCGACCGGUGCUGAAUCAGCAGAGCCUAAAGAAAACGGACCCAGUGACCAAGUAUUUUCAGUACAAGCAGUUCUGGGAAGCGUUUAAAGUCCCGGGAGAGAAAGACCGACGAGCUCUGCGCUGGGAGAUCAGGGAACGUCUCGCACACGAGCCUCCACCUACUAAACCUCGGAGGGUUUUGGUGCCCAACACCUACAUCGUGCCAACAGAGAAGAAGCGAGCGGCGCUCCGCUGGGAGAUCAGGAACGAUUUAGCCCACGGCCUCCUUCCUCACAAGCUCACUCAUUGACUUUAGACAUUUCUCUCCUUUGAGAUACUUUUAUUAAAACUUUGUACUGUUUUUUUUUUUUUUUUAAAUCGCAUUAUUUAUUCAUGACUUUUGUACAUAUUUGAAAUAUAAUAAAGACAAAGAAAACAACAGUGA
This is a messenger RNA of Hippoglossus stenolepis (Pacific halibut), 2760 nucleotides long. It is a transcript of the gene hyls1, whose product is annotated as HYLS1 centriolar and ciliogenesis associated. The transcript has 7 exons. Gene Ontology annotation, biological process: cilium assembly. The record is from RefSeq and is a predicted model, not a curated record. Bases 397 to 2625 code for a protein of 742 amino acids. Gene Ontology annotation, cellular component: centriole; non-motile cilium. Lineage: Eukaryota; Metazoa; Chordata; Actinopteri; Pleuronectiformes; Pleuronectidae.